GAGCUCGAGAGAAAAGCGGAGAAGGGCAGACAUCCAUUUCUUUCUCAGCGUCUUUGGAGUGGCUACACGAAGGCACAGAGAGAAAAAGAAAUAAAUCUUUUUUUCUCUCUCUCUCUAAACAGGACUAUAAUUAUCUAAAUUAUUUUUUACUAAACUAUAGCCAUGGCCGACACAGUUGUUGACACGACCGCCACCACAGAGGUUACAGCCAAGGAGCUGAAAGAGAAGAAAGAAGUGGAGGCGGUGGAGGAGGAGAAGAAGACCGACAGUGAGGACGCACCUGCCAAUGGCACAAACGGCGCAGAACAUGAUGAGAAAAAGGAAGAAACUACAGAAGAGGAACAGAAGAAUGGAAAUGAAAAUGCAGAGGAGGCGCCCCCUGCUGAGGAGACUGAUGCACAGCCUGUGAAGCGUGCAGCUGAGGAAGAGGAGGAGGAGGAGGAGGAAAAAGCGGAGCCAAAAAAGCAGAAAACAGAGGAAAAUGGAGAUUCAAAAGAGGCAGACGUGGAGGCUUAGGUCUUUUCCCUGCUUACAUGUUUGCGGCUCCGUCUCACCAGCCUGGUCAACAUCGUGUUUUAGAGCUUGUGCUUUCUGUAUCUUCGAAAGAGUUUUUUUUUUUUUUUUUUUUGGUUGCUCCCAUGUUAUUUCAUUGCACUGGAGUCUUGAAACGUGGUGGUCCUGCAUACUUUUUUUUUUUUUUUACAUGAAAUGUUAUUUAUUGGUCUUUAAAAUGAGCUUUUUCCUUUUCUACUCGUACGAGUUGGGCCACAACUUAAGAUCAUUAUUUUUCAUUUCCUGACGUUUCACAUCAGUAUGUUGGAAGCACAAUCUCUAUUAUGACAGUGCUGACCAGAUGUUUCAUACAGGCAGCUGCUCACCUUAAAGGCUCAUGUUGACCUCUCAGAUACACUUAAAAAGGACCAAAGAUAAGUUUUAAGCAGGGGGUAAUAGACAGUUUGACAUUAUUAGUUACAGUGGUUUUUGUUUUUGUUUUCUUUUGUGUUAAGCUGCUACUUAAAUCCCUGGCUGCCCUGUUAAUGUAACAGACGGUGCAAAUAAAUAAUGGAGCUGUGUGUUGCACCUCCACAGAUCGAUUGUUUGACCCUUCUCUGUGGAGGCAGGAUUUUUUUGCAAUGUUAAUUAACCCCUCUUAAAUCUUAAAGCUUUGGUCAUUUGUUCUGUAUGCAUUCCACGCAAGUUUGUACCAUUUAUAUGUUGUUUUUUCUUGCAUUUCUCGAGUUUUACGUUAACGGUUGAGUAGCCCGAUUCUGUGUAGACUGCCUUUUUUCAUAACCAGAAUGGCAUUAGGUUACCUCAGCCACUGCUUUGUAUAUUCUGAUUAAGAAAUAAAUUUGUCUUUUUACUUG
Messenger RNA from Austrofundulus limnaeus, 1367 nucleotides. Its product is annotated as prothymosin alpha-A. The transcript is spliced from 5 exons. Lineage: Eukaryota; Metazoa; Chordata; Actinopteri; Cyprinodontiformes; Rivulidae. The coding region runs from base 163 to 516 and encodes 117 amino acids. The record is from RefSeq and is a predicted model, not a curated record.